ACAGAAAUAUUAUUUAUCAAAGUAUUAAACUUAAUAACAAUAAUGUCGUUUUGUAUACCUCGAGCAUCUGGACCUUCUGCUGUGGCUUGUGUCGAUAUUUUAGACAAAACUGGUCUUGACAGCACAUUUUUCCGCAUUUUCUAUCCGACUGAAAAAUUUGAACCCGUCAAAAAAAUAUGCCCUCCUUGGAUGAACGAAACCUAUUUGAAUGGAUUUGCCGGACUUCUUGGUGGUGGCUGUGCUUCAAAAAUUAUGAAAUGCUUCCUAAAAUCCAAACUUGUUCCUGUGCGUUGGAAUGGACCACUUGAAAUGCCAAUGAACAUCUCACAAUUGCCAGUAAUUGUUGUAUCUCAUGGACUUGGGCUAUCAAAAAAUGCACAUACUUUUCUUUCGAGUGAAAUUGCAUCUCGUGGAUUUCUUGUUGCGGCAGUCGAUCAUAAAGACAAAUCAGCUUCAGCAUCAGUUUACCUUGAAAAAGAAUCUGAUGGUGGAUAUAAAGAAAAGUCUGUUGAAUUUCAGCACAUUAAGAUGCAAACGCCCGAAGAGCAGGAACUGAGAUAUCAGCAAAUCACUCAGAGAGUUGAUGAUAUCUCGAAACUUAUCAAUUGCGUGGAACAACUAAACAAUGGUACGUUACACAACGUCCUGUCCGAAGAUGUCGAUUUGUCUGUUUUUAAAGAUAAACUUGAUGUGAAGAAAUGUGCAAUCAUUGGUCAUUCUUUUGGAGGUGGAACCACAAUUGCAGCGUUAGAGAAAGAAAGUCGAAUCAAAGUGUCAGUGGCAAUGGAUGCUUGGUUAUAUCCCCUGGAACAAAAGUACUACAAGAUACCUAUAAACAAACCACUGCUUUAUAUCAAUGCAGAUGGUUACAUCGACAAAAAAGAAGUUUUACGAAUGCGAAGACUCGAUGCUGAUGUCACAGGCAUUGAUGCGGAAAGGAAAAUGGUCACGCUUCGUGGAGCGGUUCACAUGACCUACACCGAUAUGGGCUUUUUCCCUCGAAUAUCCUGCAUUGCCAAAAUGAUCGGGAUGAGAGGCCCAACCGACCCUGAAAUCACAAAUGAAAUGAACUUGAAGUUACUUCUUGGUUUCAUCGGGAAACAUUUGGAUCUUCCAUGUGCCAAAGAAGUUGAAACAAUUGUUUCAGAAAAUUCAGAUUUAUGCAUGAUGGGAACAAAUGUUGCAGUUGAAGAUCAAGAAAUCAAAGAAGCGAAGUUUUCAUCCCCUGACAUCGGCUCUGUGGCAGAAAAAGAAGUAAAUGUCAAGUUAUAAGAUGGUGAUUUCAUUAAUCUCAGAAGUUUUUUUCAAUACUCCAAAAUAGUGGUUCCCAACCUUUUUAUGGCUCAUGGCCCCUCUGCGAAGAAUUUUUGCAUUCAUGGGCAUGGCCCCCCUGUUUAUCAUUCUACUGGGAUUUAUAUUGUUAUUUUGAUUUUUGGAUUCCAAUCCCUUUAUGUUCAAACAAUUCAUGCUCAACAAAGUGGAAAGACCCCACGAAAUAACCUUAUCAAGCAAAGCAAUGAAACUGAGAAGAUUGGAGUUUUUUUGUAAAGAGAGAAGUAAAAUCAGUUUUGCACCUAGCAUUGUGGCCCCCUUCUACUGCUCUGUGGCCCCCAGUUGGGAACCACUGUGACUGCUCUUAAACUUAUGUAUGAAUUGGACUUCUUUAAAAUUAGUUAUGACAGAGUAUUUUGUAGGCUAUACGAUGCGAAAUACGGUAUAUUAACCAUAUAUUUAAAAUAAGAGCAGCUGGUUCCACACAGCAGUAUAAACAAUUAUGAAAGGUGGUUGUAGAAGACAGUUUCUUAUAUUAAUUGUAUAUAUCACAAUUUAAAUAUGUGGUUCAAAAAUCGAAAAUCUGACUCUGAUUUAUCAACACCUCAGGGAAAAGCAUAACUACCUAGUUUUACUUAGUACGCACAUGUACAUAUUAAAAUUUGAUUAUUACUUUUCCAUUAUGUACCAGUAAUACCAAAUUUUUACUUUGAAUUUUUCUUCUCUUUUACUUUUCAUUGAAUCUACUUUACUCUGUGAAGAUUGAAGUCUUCAGAAAGGAAUUAACUUAUUGAACUCAGAUAUGUUUUAAUUGUCAAAUUUGACCAAUCCAUGUAUCUGAAAUAACUGAUUAAAUAUUCCCAUACCCCACUUGGACUAGAAAAGAGACAAAAGUCAACCCCACUUGGACUAGAAAAGAGACAAAAGUCAAUGGUUCACCAUAUGAUUAAGUAGACUCAUCAACUUUCCUAUUCUAUGUGGUACACAUUAUGAUUAUUCUGCAAAGCAAGUUAACGAUUUAUUAUUUUUGCUAGGUUCCUAGAUCCUUCAAACUACUUGAUUAACCCCUGAACCCCAUACAGGAUUAAUUUUUACAAAUUAUUAUUUUUUUUUCAUAUUAUUGUGAAAUUUUGUAUUUGAAUUAACCUCAACUUGAUUAUACUUGCCAUUUUACAAACAUGUUUCUUAUUAUGGUUUAUUCUUGCCUACACUGGCCUUUUGAUCUUUGUAACGAAAAUUAAAAAAAAAUCAAGAUGGUGACAUUAUAUAGUACCAGGCAAUGGAGAAAUCUUACCAAUCUUUGUGAAUUUCUCGGUUUUCAGAAUGAUGCUUUGUCGCCUAAAUGCACUUUAACAAUAAAAUAAUAAUUUUUUUUUAACGAUUUUACAUGAAGCAGUAUAUUAUAUGCACUUCAUAUUAUUGAAAACAGUUGUCUUGAAAUACUUGGCUCAUUUGUAUUUUUAUUAUUUUUCCAUCAUCAAUUACAAUGUAAAUAAAAGUAACAAGAACGUUAU
Molecule: messenger RNA, 2786 nt
Organism: Styela clava
Lineage: Eukaryota; Metazoa; Chordata; Ascidiacea; Stolidobranchia; Styelidae
Source: RefSeq, a predicted model, not a curated record